AAUACCUUCUUCAUCUAAGCAUUUGAUGAAGGUUUCAGUUCUUGAAUAUAGUUUUUCUUUCACAAAUUACAGCACUGCAGGCUAAUAAUUUUCUGGUAGUUUCACCUUUAAUUCUUCUCAGUUAUAUUUCCUGUGACCCUGAUGGCUUUGAAACGGUGCGCUUGAUACUUCUGUGCCAACUUGACCAACAUCUUGGCAAUUUCAAGACAGCCACAUCCCUCUGGAAGACAAUUUUUUUAAUGGACUUUUUGUUCUAUUUUGUUGCCAAUUUUCGCUGAGGAAAACAAAGUUGCAUAAUAACCUGAUAUUGUUGGGCUCAAUCUCACCCUCAUUUCAUACUAAUGUGCAUGACCUGGAGUGCUUAAAUCCUUUUGGGUGUCAUGUUCAUACAGGAUGGUGUUGGGAAGUGUGCAUAAAAAGGACUAUAUGGUCAAAAAACUUGUUUGCUUAAUAAUUCUGCACAAAGAGUUGGGCAUAGGCCUAAUGCUGGUGUAAAGAAUGCCAAGUGCCAUCAUAUGGUAGUUUGGUGUGGUGUUGUCUGGUUAUAUUUGAUUUGAUUAUUACAAAUGUGAGGUUAGAAGAAUUAUUAGUAAGACAAGUUUUAAUGUGGGUAAACAUGUGAUCUAAUAUGAACAGAAAUUAAUUCUCACUGGUAACUUUUAAGACCUGAUGAAACUGUUAUAGUAUGUUUAUUUAAGCUGUUGCAAACACCUUUAUACAAAUUGUGAUAACGUCCCUAUAACCUAAGCAAUAUGCACAAAGUUAUUGGUUACUCUCAAGUUGCGCAGUAUCACUUAGGUCUUCUCCUCUGUUGGUUUCUAGCCACUGCAGGUGAUUUUAGGCACAAAUAAGGUCAUAUAAACAUUUCAGACAACUUAAUUGAAUCAAUGCCCCUUUGUACCUCAGAGUACCAUACCUUUAUACAGUCCUUUGUUCUUUUAAGUGGCAGCUGCAACCACUACUUGCUGAAUUUUUAACCAUCUGAAACAAAUGGGUAUGGGUACAUGGGUAAUUUUUCAGCAGAAUGGGUGGUAUAUUGACAACAACUUAUUGUAGAUGUUUUUGAAUAUUGGAUAGGCCUACUUCCCUGGCAUGUUUUAGGCAACAAAACCCUUUUCUUGGUUGCAUUGAUACGAUGAUAGCCUACCUAAAAAUAUGCCAAUAAACAAACUUACGUGAAAUGGUAUUAAAAUUGGAUUGAUACACUUGUCAACAGUGAACCUGUGAAAUUUCGACCUAGGAGGAGGAUGGUAAGUUCUGCACUUCCAGGCCAUUGGAUGCUACGCCAGUCUCAUUCGUCGUGACGUCAUGGACCAUUCCCUGGACUUCAUUCUGUGGAGGGAGUCGGCGGAGGCUGCUGCAGGAAACGGAGCUCAAGAGAUCACAGCCUGGAUAAGCUACACGGGGGACUGUCGUGGGAAGUUGCGUUUUUGUUAUAACACAAGACGGCUUAUAACAGAUCGUUCCGCCUUCUAGAGUCUGUAGUGCUGUGCCAUGGAGGAUGGGAAGCCGGUGUGGGCUCCCCACCCGUUGGAGGGGUUCCAACUGGGCUCCAUCGUGGACAUCGGGGCAGACAGCCUGACCAUCGAGCCCCUGAAGCAGAAGGGAAAGACCUUUCUGGCUCCAGUUAACCAGGUGUUCCCAGCCGAGGAUGACCCCAACAAGCAUGUGGAGGACAACUGUUCUCUGAUGUACUUGAAUGAAGCCACACUCCUGAAUAAUGUCCGUGUUCGCUACAGUAAAGACAAAAUCUAUACGUAUGUGGCUAACAUCCUGAUAGCGGUGAACCCGUACGUGGACAUCCCCAAGCUGUACGCACCAGAGACCAUCAAGCAGUACCGGGGCCGCUCACUGGGCACUCUCCCUCCUCAUGUCUACGCCAUUGCGGAUAAAGCUUACCGGGACAUGAAGGUGUUGAAGAUGAGCCAGUCCAUCAUCGUGUCGGGGGAGUCCGGGGCUGGGAAAACCGAGAACACCAAAUUUGUGCUCCGGUACCUCACGACUUCCUACGGCACAGGUCAAGAUAUUGAUGAAAGAAUAGUAGAAGCAAACCCCUUGUUGGAGGCCUUUGGAAAUGCCAAGACAGUGAGGAACAACAACAGCAGUCGCUUCGGGAAAUUUGUAGAAAUCCACUUUAAUGAAAAGAAUGCGGUGGUGGGUGGCUUCGUGUCCCACUACCUGCUGGAGAAGUCGCGCAUCACUCGGCAGGGCCAGGAGGAGCGCAACUACCACAUCUUCUAUCGUCUCUGUGCCGGCGCCCCCGACGACCUCCGGCAGAAGUUCUACCUCAGCUCCCCAGACACCUACAGGUAUUUGAAUCGUGGAUGCACUCGCUACUUCGCCACCAAGGAAACGGACAAGCAGAUCAUUCAGAACUGCAAAAGCCCAGAGCACGUGAAGGCCGGCCCUCUUAAGGACCCCCUCUUGGACGACCAGGGCGACUACACGCGCAUGUCGGUGGCCAUGAAGAAGAUCGGCCUGGACGACAGCGAGAAGCUGGACCUGUUCCGGGUGGUGGCCGGCGUGCUGCACCUGGGCAACGUCGACUUUGAGGAGGCCGGAAGCACCUCGGGCGGCUGCAACAUAAAGAACCAGUCCAGUGAGCCCCUGGAGCACUGUGCAGAGCUGCUGGGGCUGGACGAGGAGGGCCUGAGGGUCAGCCUCACCAGCAGGGUCAUGAACACAUCAGCAGGGGGCGCCAAAGGCACAAUCAAGGUGCCUCUGAAGGUGGAGCAGGCCAACAAUGCUCGUGAUGCGUUGGCCAAGGCGGUGUACAGCCGACUCUUUGACCACGUGGUGACGCGGGUAAACCAGUGCUUCCCCUUCGACUCCUCGGCACACUUCAUCGGCGUACUGGAUAUCGCCGGCUUUGAGUACUUUGAGCACAACAGCUUUGAACAAUUCUGCAUCAACUAUUGCAACGAGAAGCUUCAGCAGUUCUUCAAUGAGCGCAUUUUAAAGGAGGAACAAGAGCUCUACGACAAAGAGGGACUUGGAGUGAAUGAGGUCCACUAUGUCGACAAUCAGGACUGCAUUGACCUUGUGGAGGCCAAGCUGGUGGGCAUUCUGGAUAUUUUGGAUGAAGAGAACCGUCUACCUCAGCCCAGCGACCAGCACUUCACCGAGAUGGUCCACAGCAAGCACAAGGACCACUUCCGCCUCACAGUACCCAGGAAGUCAAAGCUGGCCGUUCACCGAAACGUGCGUGACGACGAGGGCUUCAUCGUCAGACACUUUGCUGGAGCCGUCUGCUACGAAACGACAAAAUUUGUGGAGAAGAACAAUGAUGCGCUGCACAUGUCCUUGGAGAGCAUGGUGAGCGAGUCCAAGGACCGCUUCGUCCGGGAGCUGUUUGAGAACUCCAACAACACUAAGGACUCCAAGCAGAAGGCUGGCAAGCUGAGUUUCAUCAGCGUGGGAAACAAAUUCAAGACCCAGUUGAAUAUUCUGUUGGACAAGCUGCGCAGCACAGGUUCCAGCUUUAUCCGGUGCGUCAAGCCUAACCUGAAGAUGGUGGCUCACCAGUUUGAAGGCGGCCAGAUUCUCUCUCAGCUGCAGUGCUCAGGAAUGGUGUCUGUCCUGGACCUCAUGCAAGGUGGUUUCCCCUCCCGCGCUCCGUUCCACGAGCUCUACAACAUGUACAAGGAGUACAUGCCGGCCAAGCUCACGCGCCUCGACCCCAGGCUCUUCUGCAAGGCUCUGUUCAAAGCCCUGGGUCUGAAUGAGAAGGACUACAAGUUCGGACUGACCAAGGUCUUCUUUCGACCUGGAAAGUUUGCCGAGUUUGAUCAGAUCAUGAAGUCGGACCCUGACCACCUGGCAGAGCUGGUGAAACGGGUCAACAAGUGGCUCAUCUGCAGCCGCUGGAAGAAGGUCCAGUGGUGCGGCCUCUCCGUCAUCAAAUUGAAGAAUAAAAUUCUGUACCGAAGAAGUGCCUGCAUCAUCAUGCAGAAGACGGUGCGCAUGUGGCUGUGCAGGCGAAAGCACAAGCCAAGGAUUGAUGGUCUGGUGAAGGUGCGUAACCUGAAGACGCGCAUGGACAAGUUCAACGAGGUGGUGUCUGGGCUCAAGGAGGGACAGCAGGAGAUGCUCAAGCAGAUCCAGGACCUCGACGCCUCCAUCACCGCUCUCAUGAUCAAGAUCAAGAGCACGAUAAUGACGCGCAUCGAGAUCGACCACGAGCACCAGGCGCUGGUGACGCGCUCGCAGCAGCUGCUGAGCGCCAUGCAGAAGGCCAAGCAGGAGGAGGAGGAGCGGGAGCGUCUCCGGCGCAUCCAGGAGGAGAUGGAGCGCGAGAGGAAGAGGAGGGAGGAGGAGGAGCAGCGCCGCAAGCAGGAGGAAGAGGAGCGCAAAAUGAAAGCGGAGAUGGAGGUGAAGAGGAAGCAGGAAGAGGAGGAGCGGAAGAGGAGAGAGGAGGAGGAGAAGAGAAUUCAGGCGGAGAUGGAGGUCCAGCUGGAGGCUGAGCGUGAGGAGGAGGCCGCUCGCCAGGCGGUGCUGGAGCAGGAGAGGAGGGAUCGGGAGCUGGCCAUGAGGAUCGCGCAGAGCGAGUCGGAGCUCAUACCCGAGGAGACGCCCGCCGACGCAGCACUGCGCAGUAAUGGCUCAAGUGCACCAUCCUCCCCAGAGACAGUGAAUGUUCCAGGACAGCAAAAGCUGAAGAGCUUGACAAUGGGCCCAUCGGUGCAGGCCAACAAGGCUGCCGCUGCCAACGUCAAGAAGUACGAGCUGAGCAAGUGGAAGUACGCCGAGUUACGAGAUGCCAUUAACACAUCCUGCGACAUCGAGCUCUUGGCUGCCUGUAGAGAGGAGUUCCAUCGCCGCCUGAAGGUCUACCACGCCUGGAAAUCAAAGAACAAGAAGCGCAAUUCAGAGUCGGAGGGCUCCCAGAGGGCUCCCAAGUCUGUCACAGACUAUGAUCUCGUACCUAUUGCGCAAAGAGCAUCCCAGCAGAACGCGGCUCCUCCAAUCCCCGCCCGGCAGCAUGAGAUUGCCAUGAACCGGCAGCAGCGCUACUUCCGAAUCCCGUUCAUCCGGCCUGGCGAGGAGUACAAGGACCUGCAGGCCAAGAAGAAGGGCUGGUGGUAUGCCCACUUCGACGGGCCAUGGAUCGCACGCCAGAUGGAGCUGCAUCCAGAUAAGCACCCCAUCCUGCUGGUGGCCGGUAAGGACGACAUGGAGAUGUGCGAGCUGAGUCUGGAGGAGACAGGCCUGACGCGGAAGCGCGGCGCGGAGAUUCUGGCGCGUCAGUUUGAGGAGAUCUGGGAGCGCUGCGGGGGCAUCCAGUACCUGCGCAGCGCCAUAGAGAGCCGGCAAGCCAGGCCCACCUACGCCACCGCCAUGCUGCAGAGCAUGCUCAAGUAGACCCGCGCAUGCGGAUCACACCUUAAGCAACAACUCAACGUUUAUACAUAGAUGUACAGCUAUGGUCAGAAUAAUAGCAGUGUCUUUGAAAAGGGGAGUGAAUGUCAAAAUUCAUUCAAUAAAAUUCUUCUUUAAUGAGCUCAAAUGCAUCGGGUGACACUGCACAUUCUAUUUUGAAGCAAGAAAAAUGGGGAAAAGUUAUUACGUCUUAUAAUAUGUCACAGAAAGUAAAAGAAAUGUAAUUUUCAAAAAAUGUUCGCCUUUCUCUUUGGAAACUCAAAAGUGUUCUGUACAAACAGACUGUACAAAUUCUUGAUUUGCUGAGUGUCUUAAACUAAUAUUUUGUUGCAAA
Molecule: messenger RNA, 5713 nt
Organism: Engraulis encrasicolus (European anchovy)
Lineage: Eukaryota; Metazoa; Chordata; Actinopteri; Clupeiformes; Engraulidae
Gene: myo6a
Product: myosin VIa
Exons: 35
Coding region: 1495-5361 (1288 amino acids)
Biological process (GO): actin filament organization; inner ear morphogenesis; inner ear auditory receptor cell differentiation
Cellular component (GO): endocytic vesicle; cytoplasm; ruffle
Molecular function (GO): ATP binding; microfilament motor activity; actin filament binding
Source: RefSeq, a predicted model, not a curated record